ACAGAGCACGUAACGGGGGAACGGUUGGAAUUUUUGAAAGAUGUGAAACACAUGGUCCCAUAGAACCCCUUUCAUAAUCUACCAUCCCCCAUCCAAAUAUAGUAGACGUUAGUAAAAAAAUUACAAAUAUUCUAUUGAAUUUAUUAUAAUUCCAAGGGGCAAGAAUGGAUAAUUUGGCAAUGAUUAUGACUGUGGUUCAAGAACAAAGCUUGAUGUUGCAGCAGCUAAUGGUGGCGGUUAAGUCCAAACAGCCAAACAAUUCAAUUGACGAAGAAGAUGAAUUGGAGAUGGUCAGAUGGUUUUCAGCUUUCAAGUCUAAAAUGCCAAGAAGAGUGUGGAUGAAGGUAAGAAAUACCAAUUAAUAAGGCAGGUUUUAUUUUAAGAUUCAUAGAAGCGGUAUGGAUCUUUUUGGGAAAAGGAUGUUCCCGAAAACAGCGACUCAUUUUUUAAGGAGAGCUUUCGGAUGGAGAAGGCAACCUUUUUAUUUUUGGUGGGUCGACUAGAAGUUUUGCGAAAGAGGAAUACCAACUGGCGAGACGCGAUUCCUCUUGAAAAGCGGAUUGCUAUUGCCUUGUAUACUUUAGGUUCCUCUGCGGAGUAUCGGGCUGUUGCAAGGCUUUUUGGAGUUGCACACAACACUGUCUGCAAAAUACUCCAUGAAUUUUGUCGGGCAGUCAUCGCGGAGUUUGCAAGCGAAUUUAUGACUCCCAAUUACCUUACACCUGAAAAGGUGGAGGAGUGCGUUAAGGGUUUUGAAGAAAUUGGGUUUCCUCAAUGUAUCGGUGCAAUUGAUGGGUGCCACAUCGAAAUAAAACCGCCAGCAGCAGAAGCAGUCGACUAUCACAACUACAAAGGCUGGUACUCAACGGUACUAUUUGCUCUCGUAGACUACAGGCAAGUUACCUUCACUUAAGUAUCUUAUAAAUAUUUUAAAUAUUUUUAAUUUAUUACAGAUAUAGA
This is a messenger RNA of Drosophila takahashii, 960 nucleotides long. The record is from RefSeq and is a predicted model, not a curated record. Lineage: Eukaryota; Metazoa; Arthropoda; Insecta; Diptera; Drosophilidae.